Molecule: messenger RNA, 2304 nt
Organism: Rhizoctonia solani
Lineage: Eukaryota; Fungi; Basidiomycota; Agaricomycetes; Cantharellales; Ceratobasidiaceae
Product: Cyclin, N-terminal domain
Exons: 8
Coding region: 1-2304 (767 amino acids)
Biological process (GO): G2/M transition of mitotic cell cycle; regulation of cyclin-dependent protein serine/threonine kinase activity
Cellular component (GO): centrosome; cytoplasm; cyclin-dependent protein kinase holoenzyme complex
Molecular function (GO): cyclin-dependent protein serine/threonine kinase regulator activity; oxidoreductase activity
Source: RefSeq, a predicted model, not a curated record
AUGAGCCUCAGAUACAUCGGCUCCGUCAAGAUUGCAAUCAAAUUUACAGAGCGCUGGUGGGAAAGGUUGCCCAACAAACAACUUGGAGGGAAAUCUACAACUAAUCGGCCAAUACAUUCUGUGAUCUACCCGUCUUAUGGGAUUGGUGGCUCUUCGGCUAUUUUGAUUGCAGACCGUGCUUGGGGCCAAGAUGCGGCUCACAUAGGGUCUAUGGUUGAGGAAGGUGAGGUUCACCCUUGCCCCCUCACCAAAAUACUUUGUGACCUUGCCAAAAUGCACGAUAUUAGAGACCCAACGACAGGAGGCAUUGAUUAUGAUGUCUUACUGGGAGUUUUAAUUGGUCAUCAUGCUUGGAAUUGGGGUACCUCCGAAUUUUCGAGUGGCGGGUAUGCAUUCUUUGGACCCAGUCAGUUCACUGAACUCUACUCCCAUGUGACCACGCCCAUUUUUGGAUUGCUACAUUUUGCGGGUGAGGCAACCAGUGUACGCCAUUCCUGGCUUGUUGGCGCGUUGAGUAGCGCGUUCCAUAGCCUGUACGAAAUUUUUAUUGCCGAGGGACAAGAAGAUCUGAUUGCUAGACUUAUUGCUGAUGAUUCGCCAUUUAAGAGUGCUGCGAAAUACGAAAUUAACUUGGAUCAGACAGCGAAGCAAGCUCGCAGGUCGACGCGAAACACCAAACAUGUAGAUCAAAAUGCUGGCCAGCCAACAACCCGAAGCACUGCGGCUCGUAAGCGUGCAGAGGCCAGCAAGCCGGCUGCAAAGGAAUCGGCUUCAACCGUAGCCCUUGGACUCAAGCGUAAGGCAUUGGGCGACAACACCAAUGCUGAGAAGAAGAAGUCUACCAAGGCAGCUGAUGCUAAGGGAAAGGGCAAGGUCGUGAAGGCACCCAUGCCCAAGGCCAAGAUUGCUGCAAAUGCGGCAAGUGCAAGUCGAGCCACCCCAAUGAAGCUCGUAGUUGAGAUACCCGUCCGUAAACGCCGAAGAGUACAACCAAAACCCGUAACUGUGGCUACUAAGGGACCCGCCAAUUCGAGUGCCAAAGCGUCCGAAGAGGUACCGAGGCAUUCAUCCGAUCUCAUAGAGAGCAGUGACCACCAUCUAGCUCUCCAAACAACCGAAGCACCACCCGAUAUUGAUAUCCAAGCUGGAGAGCCAAAUCAAACGACGAAACCUGCCCCAAGUCUAUUGGUCGAAAAAGAUCGGUUAGAAGACGAGCCACCUGCGAAGCGCCUCCGUUCGAGCCCCAGUCCGAAUAUUCCACUGGCGCAGCCUGCUCACAUUGAACCCACCAUUAGUUCUCCGACUCAGGACAAGGAUAAUCCAUUUGAAAUUGGUCUGCGGUCCCAAAGGAUAGAAAACCAGCCUUGGGUUGACCUUGAUGCGGAAGACGAGAACGACCCGGCGAUGGUAUCUGAGUAUGUCAACGAAAUUUUUGGUUACAUGAGAGAGCUCGAAGUUCAGACCAUGCCCAGCUCCAUCUAUAUGAACUCGCAACCCGAGCUCGAGUGGCAUUUACGGGGAAUCCUUAUGGAUUGGCUUAUCCAGGUUCACGAAAGGUUCCGACUUCUUCCAGAGACGCUUUUUAUUGCUGCGAACCUGAUCGACCGAUUCCUCUCUAUGCGUGUUGUUUCACUCGUCAAACUUCAGCUCGUUGGAAUUACGGGUCUGUUUGUGGCGGCCAAAUAUGAGGAAAUCAUGGUGCCUACCCUUCAAGACCUCCUUAAAGUGGCCGACUCGGAUUAUACGGUCGAAGACAUUUUGGCCGCCGAAAAGUACUUGUUGCGUACCCUUGGAUGGGACAUCAGUUACCCAAACCCAAUGAGCUUUCUGCGUCGGGUGAAUAAAGCAGAGGAUUACAAUGCCAACACUCGGACAUUAGCAAAAUUUCUUAUCGAGAUUAGCGUUGUGGAGGAGCGACUACUCAAAUAUACACCUAGUAUGCUAGCUGCAGCUGGUCUGUGGUUGGCUCGGUUGAUCCUGGACAAGCCUGAAUGGGACGUGAGCCUCGAACACUACAGUGGCUACACCGAGAACAAACUUGUCCGCUGUGCGAAUGUAAUGGUUAACUUUCUCCUCCAGCCCAUCAAGCACGAGAGCCUGUGGAGGAAGUAUUCGAAAAAGAAAUAUCUAAGAUGUGCGAUUGUUGCCCGCAAGUGGGCAGAAGUACGGUGGCCCCCAGAAGAGAAUUGUUCGGGUAUAGAUGAAGACAGCGAAGGUUUCGGACUGGUAGAUGUAGAUCUUGCCGCUGCAUUACCUUAUUUGCGCGAACAAGCCCUGGCUAGAGCCGAAGCGCAAGACUUAUGA